AUGCUAUUUACUGCAUUUCUUAUAUUUUUAGUUUUCUCAACUUUUUCACAAUCUAUAAUAGUUAAUAGACUAGGUACUAUUACUAUUAUAUUCACUCUUAUAUUAUUCUUUUUAUCUAUAGAUAUUGUCGCAAUAUCUCCAGGAAUAACAUUAUUUAAUAACUGAUUUAAUUUAACACCUUAUAAUUUACCAUUAUCAUUUUUAAUGUUAUCAUUAAUUGUAAUAUUAUUAAUAUAUAGUACAUCUAAUCAUAGAUAUGAUUUAAAAUCACCUUUUUAUUUAUUAUUAUUAUUAACUAAUAUAAUAGGAUUAUUAUUAUUCCCAUUAGUAAAUGAUUUAAUUGCAUUAUAUGUUGUAAUAGAAUUACAAAGUUAUUCUUUAUAUUUAUUAACUGGUUUACAUAGUAGAUCAUAUAAUUCUUCAAGAGCAUCAUUAUUAUACUUCUUAAUGGGAGGUGUUGCUUCAACAAUUAUAUUAUUAGCUUCAUAUUUUGUAUAUGCUUUAACUGGUACAACAAAUUUAUCAGAUAUAGCAAUAUUCUAUUCAUAUAGUAAUGCUUUUGAUUAUUUUGAUAUUUUAUUAGUUGCUUUAUUAUUUAAAAUGGGUAUGGCUCCAUUACAUCGUUGAAGUAUUGCAGUUUAUAACUAUGCUCCUACUUAUAUUACAGCUUAUAUUAGUAUAGUAGCUAAAAUAUCAAUAGUUUCAUGAAUUUUUGCUAAUGCAAAUUUAUUCCAUCAUCAUGUUCUUAUUUUAUUCUUCUAUAUUUCUUUAGCUAUAGCAGCUUAUAAACCAUUAUUCCAAGUUAAUAUUAAAACUAUAUUAGCUUAUAGUGGUAUAUUAAACUUCUCAUAUAUUUUAUUAUCUAUAAUAUCAUAUGAUCCAGCUUUCUAUAUUUAUAUAAUUCAAUAUGUAUUAACUCAUUUAAUUUUAUUCUUAGGUAUAUUAGGAGCUAGUCAAUAUGUUAAUUCUCCUAUUUCUAUUUGAUCUCCUUUAACAUUUAUACAUCAAUUAAAAUUACCUAAUUUAACUUUAGCUUUUAGUUUAAUUUUAGCUUUAUUCUCUUUAAUUGGUAUACCACCUCUUCCUGGUUUUUAUGCUAAAUUAUUUGUAUUAUCUGCUGCUUUACAAGAUAACUAUGUAUUAGAAACAUGUGCUAUUGUUGUUUGUAGUGUUGUUGCUACUUAUUAUUAUGCUAAUAUAAUUAAAGUUUUAUUUAAUAGUAGUACUCAAAAAGUAACUAAUUUUAUUAAUCCUUCUUUAGCUUUUACUAUAGCUUCAGCUACAUCUUUAUUAUUUAGUUUCUUUAUAUUUAUACCAUCAUUGUCAGAAGGGUUAUAUUUAAUUACUUUAUAA
Messenger RNA from Debaryomyces hansenii CBS767, 1353 nucleotides. NCBI's taxonomy places the organism in Eukaryota, Fungi, Ascomycota, Pichiomycetes, Serinales, Debaryomycetaceae. The record is from the annotation of a RefSeq genome assembly.